Messenger RNA from Eriocheir sinensis (Chinese mitten crab), 2246 nucleotides. Its product is annotated as caspase-8-like. The record is from RefSeq and is a predicted model, not a curated record. Gene Ontology annotation, molecular function: cysteine-type endopeptidase activity. Gene Ontology annotation, biological process: proteolysis. The transcript has 13 exons. Lineage: Eukaryota; Metazoa; Arthropoda; Malacostraca; Decapoda; Varunidae. The coding region runs from base 435 to 2006 and encodes 523 amino acids.
AGUCCCGACAGGCUGACGUAAUUACCCCAAACUCACUAUUAUUAUGACGUAUAUUCAUUUUAAUUUAACCAACAAACUGAUAUACUUUUUCCAUUACAGUCCAAACUUGAAGUACAUAUCGAUGGUACAAGAAAAGACGAUAUCCCAAUAAGUGUUUAGCGAUAAAGUGUCUAAAUAUAUUUCCCGAGUGACGCAGAACCACCAGAUUCGGGCAGAAUUAAGAGAGGGAUCGAGGAACUGGUGAGCCACAAGGACAUGGCGAGUGAGUGUGUGUGACUUCAACUCCCUGGACGUGAUCUGCUGCUGCUCUGCCACGGCUCGGGUGACUCCAUAUAAGAAAGACUAAUAAGUUUUGAUACAACACCAGCAGGACGUUUUGCCUCACCCACCCUAUGACGCCAGACCCAGUGGUUUGUGUAAGUUAAAAGAACAUCAUGGCUAUGGGACACGAUGCAGCGUCCAUUGGGUUGCUGGAUGCCACCUCCAGAGCUGUGAUGAAGGCACAGAUCAUGCUUAGAUGUGGAGGUACACCAAUUUUGCUGGAGCUGGAUGAAUGUGAGGCCAUGAGCAUAGUGUUUCUAGCACUGCAAGGAAACUUGUUGGCUCGCCACGGCUACAAACUUUCUCAGUACCUCUGUGGAGGCCAAGAAAAGGAAGCCUUUGAUCAGCUGGUGGAGUUGUCAGAGGAGGGAGGGGGUGAAGGCGUACUGGUAGAAGCACUGUACAUCAUUGGUCGUUAUGAUAUACUGGAGGACCACCUUGGACUGCCUGUCAAUGCUGCCCUCCACCAGUUUUUCAAGAGAGAGAGAGGAGGAGUAGAGCCAGACAGGAAGGCUAUGUACUUUGUGUGUGCUGGCAUGGCCCAAGAGCAAGCUGACCUCCUCAUUUCCAGGCUGAGGGAUUGGUAUUCAGAGACAGGUCGACCCCUUGAAGAAACCUUUGUUAGGAAUCUCACUGAAGGUAACUACCACCUGCGUCUUGGUCAGCUGCACCAAGCUCUUUUGGCUGAGGAGCAGACAUCUCUAGCCUCCUGCCUGCAGCCCUUUAUAUUGCGCUCACCUAGUCUUCCCAGUGCCUCAAAAUUGUUCCCCAUGAAUCUGCCAGCUUGUCAAGAAGACAUGUAUCCACUGCCAACCGGUUACCCUCAUGGCCUAUGCGUUAUCAUCAACAUUAAAAAUUUCAUGAAACCGAGAGGAAUGGAGGAUAAUUUUCCUCUCAUGGAGCGUCAUGGUUCAGACAUUGACAAGGAACGACUUACAGGAACCUUUAAGCUUUUUGGAUUUCAUGUGUUGCAUUUUGAUAACCCUGAUCAUCAACAACUGCAUAAUUAUUUCCGGUGUUUACGCAUGGACGCUCGGCUAGCAGUGGUGGCUUGUCUGGCAGUAUGCCUCAUGACCCAUGGUGAUGAGAAUGACCACAUCUACCUGCAUGAUCGCUCCUGCAUCUCCAUCACUGACCUGAGAAAACUUUGUUUUAGCCAGGCUCUCCUCAACAAGCCACGUCUCUACUUCAUCCAAGCAUGUCGUGGAGAGGAGGCACUCAGGCCAAUCUUACUACAGCAGGACAAUUGCACUGUUACACAUGCAGAAAGUGAUUGCCUCAUUUCUGCUGCUACUGUGAAAGGCUACACAGCUGUUAGGAGUCAGACAGAAGGCUCUUGGUACAUCACGGACCUGUGUCAAGCCCUGCAGGAAUAUGGCCAUAUUAUUCCAAUCAAAAGUGUGUUACAGAAGACUCGCCAGAGCCUAAAGUCUCGUGUGGGAAGCAUGAAUAGUGGUUUCAUAACUCAGUUAUCUGAAGAGAAAGUCACCCUCACCAGAGAUGUGCAGCUGGUCCGAGCUGAGGAAGAGCACUUUCUGGAGGGCAUUGUGAUCCUAGCACAACUGGAAUUGAUGGAGAAGCUUAUAGAGGAGACUCAGGAAGAAGCCUUUGAGGAUACUUUGGAGAGUGGUGGGAGCUUAGAAAGCAUAUUAAGUAACUUAAUAGCCCGCUUUGAAUUAUCUUAACCCCUUCACUAUAGCUGGGCCAAAACAGCGCCCCUCCCCGUAUCCAGGAUGGCCACGCACGCCAAAUUUCAAAAGUUGCUAUUGAAUAUAACAAGUUUUCAGCCAUAAACACAACAUAAUCAUCAUGUAUGAUAUAUAAAAACAUGCAAAAUUAAAUAGUGCACAUAAAAAAACAUAAAUUAAUUGAUAAUUUUGAGAUGUAUGCAUAAAUAUACAGAGAAAUUUGCGUUAUGGGUAGAU